Messenger RNA from Grosmannia clavigera kw1407, 1725 nucleotides. RefSeq lists its product as uncharacterized. Gene Ontology annotation, molecular function: histone H3T3 kinase activity; ATP binding. Gene Ontology annotation, biological process: protein phosphorylation; mitotic cell cycle; intracellular signal transduction. The transcript is spliced from 2 exons. The coding region runs from base 1 to 1725 and encodes 574 amino acids. The record is from RefSeq and is a predicted model, not a curated record. NCBI's taxonomy places the organism in Eukaryota, Fungi, Ascomycota, Sordariomycetes, Ophiostomatales, Ophiostomataceae. Gene Ontology annotation, cellular component: nucleus; cytoplasm.
AUGUUGGGAACCUUAACAGUGCGGACUUACGGCAAAAAGACCGGGAGCAGAACCAAGCAAGGACUGUUCUACACGAAACUCCCAAGCAGCCCGACCGACAGGAAAAAAAGACACCGGCAGAUCGAGAGCAAAGCAAUAGACGGCCUUUCCGAGCAGCUUACGUUGGUGUCGCUCGACACGACCCACGAGCCGACUGAGUCCGGGCAUACGACACCUCCCGUCCCUGCAAAACAGGUCGAGCCACAAGAGCAUCUCGUAGAGACCGACAAAGAGAUCGAAAGCGACAAAGUUGCCGUUGAAGAGAAUGACGUCGAUCAGACCGGCCACACCGCAGUAGAAGACCAGCUUUCAGGAACCUCGGAGAUUUUCGACAGUUACCUUGACGACAGCAUCGAGCAAGGCCUACGGGUUCUGACCUGGACGGACAUGUGCCCCCCUGGAGAUCGCAUUGAAAAGAUUGCGGAGGCGUCAUACGCGGAGGUAUAUCGUGUGACAAACGUGAGGGGAACGAGCAUCAUCAAGGCCAUCCGAUUGUCGUCGCCAAUCAAACCACAGACAAAGGCACAGAUGAAAUCAGGUCUUGUGGACGAGGAGCCACACGACGAGGAAGACCUGCGCGGCGAGCUCGCUAUAUCUGAGCUGCUGGCCGACAUCCCGGGCUUUGUCGUUUACAAGGAGCGCUACAUUGUACGCGGUCGGACGACUAAGGACCUGCUGGAGACGCACCAGACGUUUCACCGACGGGCGAAGCGCCAGGAUCCCGACCGGUUGCAGUUCUACCCGUCGCCGAGCCGGUACCUUGAAGACACACGGUUUCUUGUCAUUGAACUAGGCGAUGCCGGCAAGGCUCUGGAGGACAUUGUUGUCCAGUCGGUGUGGCAGCUGUGGGAUGUAUUUCUUCACGUCGCCAUAGCUCUAGCCCGGGCAGAGGACCAGGCUGGAUUCGAGCACCGAGAUCUGCACGAGGGAAACCUGUGUGUUCGGCAAAUCACGCCCCCGCGAGAGAAGACCGAAAAGGACGAAGAGUCGGUGAUGUUUGGCUACUCCGGACUGGACAUUACAAUUCUGGACUACGGCUUAUCGCGUGCAGAUGAGCCUGGAAGCGGAACUACUGGCGAGCCCAUCGCUUUUGAUCUGGAGAAGGAUCUGAGCCUUUUCACCAGCACGCACGCAGCACAGUGCAAAGUGUACAGACAGAUGCGGUCGUACUUGCUUAAGGGUGACCGAGUUCAUCUGCCUCCGAGCUGCCAUCAGCGGCCAUACGACAAUGGUCCGGACGGCAGACCUAUCUCGUGGAAGGACUUUAGCCCGUACACAAACGUGCUGUGGCUGGCCUACCUUUACGGUUAUCUGGUACGCAGCUUCAGCGGCGAGAAACGGGAUCUGGCAAGCUUCAGACGCCUGACCCGCGAAUUGUGGCUCCACAUGGAUCCCAACGCGCCGCCUGCCAUUCUGUCCUUUGCGAGUGCGGCAGACAUUGUGCGGUUUUCCGUCGAAGCCGGCUGGAUGACGGAGGAGCAGCUCAUGGGAGUCGGCGGCAAUGACACAUUUAACGGCGGCAGAGCUGUAGAGGACGGCGAUGGCGAGUCGCAACUCCUACUGGAAACCCCCGAUCAGAGCGUCUGUGGGAGCGGGAGCAUAGUCAAGGCUCAGACCACCGACAGUGGCGAACUGGAGCCAAGCCGGCCGCCACGUCGACGGCGUCCAGUCGUCCGCUAUUGUUGA